AUGAGCAACAUUCCAACUGUGCUAGUGUUACCUUAUCCAGCACAAGGACACGUGAAUCCCUUGAUCAUCCUCUCACAGAAGUUGGUUGAGAAUGGAUGCAAAGUGCUGUUCGUGAACUCUGAAUUCGACCACAAGAGAGUGGUGAGUUCCAUAGCAGAGCAAGAAGAUAACAGCAACCUUGAUGAAGAAUCAGGGCUGAAGUUGGUGUCAAUCCCUGAUGGGUUAGAAUCUGAUGAUGACAGAAAGGAUUUGCGCAAACUGUUUGACUCUAUGCAGAACUUCAUGCCAGAAGCACUUGAGAAGUUCAUAGAGGAUGUUCAUUUGAAAGGUGAGGACAAAAUCAGCUUCAUUGUUGCAGAUUUGUGCAUGGGUUGGGCUUUGGAUGUUGGGAAGAAAUUAGGAAUCAAGGGAGCAAUAGUGUGGUCUGCAUCAGCUGCAUCCUUUGCCUUGCUUUACAAAAUACCUUCUCUUAUUGAUGAUGGGAUCAUAGAUUCUGAUGGUAAGAAUGCUAUCAUACCAUACUUUCUUAUAUUUGUUGUGUUAGAUGAUAUAUAA
Messenger RNA from Sphenostylis stenocarpa, 555 nucleotides. NCBI's taxonomy places the organism in Eukaryota, Viridiplantae, Streptophyta, Magnoliopsida, Fabales, Fabaceae. The record is from the annotation of a GenBank genome assembly.